Molecule: messenger RNA, 9621 nt
Organism: Hypoxylon trugodes
Lineage: Eukaryota; Fungi; Ascomycota; Sordariomycetes; Xylariales; Hypoxylaceae
Product: vacuolar protein sorting-associated protein 13
Exons: 2
Coding region: 1-9621 (3206 amino acids)
Biological process (GO): mitochondrion organization; protein retention in Golgi apparatus; late endosome to vacuole transport
Cellular component (GO): extrinsic component of membrane
Source: RefSeq, a predicted model, not a curated record
AUGUUGGAAGGCUUGGUUGCGGGGUUGCUCAACCGCUUCUUGGGCAUGUACGUCAAGAAUUUUGACCCCGCCCAAUUGAAAGUUGGUAUAUGGUCCGGCGAUGUGAAGCUACGCAACCUCGAGCUUCGCAAGGAGGCGCUUGACCAACUCAAACUCCCUAUCAAUGUCAUAGAGGGACACCUAGGAGAGUUAACCCUCGUCAUACCUUGGUCCAAUUUACGAGGAGCUCCAGUAAAGGUGUUUAUCGAGGAUGUGUUCUUGCUUGCAUCUCCCAAGGAAGAAGCGGCUUACGAUGAAGAUGAAGAGGAGCGUAGGCGACAACGAUUGAAGAUGGAAAAACUCGAUUCUGCCGAACUCUUGAAAGAACGAUCCCAAGAAGGACUUAACCAGGAGGAACAGAAGAAAAGCCAGAGCUUUACAGAGAGCUUAGUCACUAAGGUUGUUGACAAUCUGCAAGUCACUGUCAAGAAUAUUCAUGUUAGAUAUGAGGAUUCUUUAUCCGCGCCUGGCCAUCCUUUUGCGCUUGGUAUCACUCUCGCUGAGUUCAGCGCGGUCAGUACUAAUGGUGAAUGGAAGCCUACCUUCAUCCAAAAUUCUACCGAUACUACUCACAAGCUGGCCACGCUUGGCGCAUUAGCAGUUUACUGGAACACAGACACUACGUUACUCGGACCAGGCCGUGAGGUAGGCAAUGAGGAUCAGUCAAUGUCUCAUGGUGAUAUGAUAAAGAGCUUCAAAGAUAUGAUCGGCAAUGGCAAUGAUACACCAUCGACCGAUCAUCAGUUUAUUUUGAAGCCGGUGAGCGGCCAAGCUAAGAUUGAACUAGACAAGACAGGCGAUGUGCAUGUGCCGAAAUUUAAGGCAAGCUUGCUAUUUGACGAAAUUGGUGUUGUUCUUGAUGAUGAUCAAUAUCGAGAUGCUCUAAUGAUGGUUGACCUCUUCCAUUACUUCAUUCGCCACCAAGAAUACAAGAAGCUUCAACCAAAGGGAGUAACACCGAAGGAAGACCCUCGUGCCUGGCUCAAGUUUGCUGGAAAUUCAGUGCUUAGUAAGAUUCACGAGAGGAAUCGUCGAUGGACUUGGGAUUACUUUCGAGAACGUCGCGAUGAUCGACGUCAGUACAUUGAAUUAUUCAAGAAAAAGAAGGCGAACCAGCAGCUAUCGUCACAGGAAACUGAGGAUCUUAAUAAGCUAGAAUGGAAGCUCGGGUAUGAAGAUUUGCGCUUUUGGCGAUCUUUAGCCCGCAAUCAACUGAGAAAAGAGAACGCCGAAGCGCUCAAGAAGGCACCAGCGAAGAAGGAUCAACAACAGCAAGGGUGGAUAUCCUGGGUAUGGGGUUCUAAGCCGGCUGAAACCACGGACUCGGAAGAGGAGAAUACCCAAAUAACUGAGGAGCAGCGUAAGGAGCUCUACGAGGCGAUUGAUUGGGAUGAGAAGACCGCCCUCGCCGAAGCUGUCGACACACCGCGGGAUACUGUUAAAAUGCAGGUUGAUGCGUCGCUCAGUACGGGAAGUUUCACUCUCAGGCAGAGCCCUCAUGGGAGCAAGACGGAUCUUCUGAGCUUGCAUUUUGACGUAUUCAAAUCGAAAGCACUUAAACGCCCCGACUCCGUUCUUCUUGACAUUAGCCUUGGCGGCUUCCGAGUUAACGAUGGCACUACCCCGGAGAGCUUGUUUAAGGAGAUUGUUCGAGUCAAGGACGCGCCGGAUUCUAGUAAGAGGCGAUUAUCUAUCGCUGAGCUCGAGAGAUCCGAACAAGAGACUUUCUUCGAUUUGCAGGUAGAGCAAAAUCCUCUUGAUAAGCAGGGUGACUUCGCAGUCACUGCGAAGCUCAAGCCGUUAGAAAUAGUCUGGAACCCCAAUUUCGUCGUCGGAGUCGUUGACUUCUUCAAACCACCAGAGAGACACAUGGAAUCCAUAACUGCUCUGAUGGAGACGGCCGGAGCCACCGUCGAGGGGUUGAGGCAACAAACGCGUGCCGGUCUUGAGUUCGCUCUUGAAGAACACAAAACUAUUAACGCCAAGCUAGAUCUCCAAGCACCGCUCAUCAUAAUUCCACAAUCUAUCAAGACCCAGAGAUCUACUUGUCUUAUUUUAGAUGCUGGUCAUAUUAGCGUCAACAGCGAGUUGGUCGAUAAAGGAACUCUGAAACAGGUGCAAGAUAAGCACAACCAAAGAUUUUCCGAAGACGACUUCAAACAACUCGAGUCUCUCAUGUACGAUCGCUUCCUUGUUAAACUAACGUCUACACAAGUCCUGAUUGGGCCUUCAAUUGAGGAAACAAAAACUCAGCUGGUCGAAAAAGAUGACACUCGCAUGAUGCAUAUCGUGGACAAAAUCAAUGUCGACUUUGUAGUGGCUCUAUCAAUUCUACCAAAGGCACCAAAUCUAACUAAGGUCAAAAUUUCUGGUCAUAUGCCUGUGUUGCAAGCUUCAGCUUCGGACACGAAAUACAAGAGCCUCAUGAAAUUAAUUGAUGUUGCCAUACCGAAGCUUGGUGGAGAAGAAGAGUUGGCAAGAAAUCAAGGUCAACCUAAGAGGCCACGAUUGCUCAGUUCUACGUCAAGUCGAUCGCCCAAAACACACAAUCGCAAGAGUUCAGCUAAUUUAUUCCUCACUCAACAAACUGCCGUUAUCCUGGAAAAUGAUUCAGACUCUGACUCCGAUGAAUUUGAGGAUGCAGCAGACGGAAGUGCUACUCAACAGCUCAAGACACAACAACGAAACUUUGAGUUCAAAUUUGCCGUCGACAAGUUGCAAGGCUCUCUCUACCGAAGUGACCCCGAUGGGAAACAACCUGAAUCGCUACUGGUAGAAUUGAUUGCGGAGAAUUUUGACUUGAAUUUCUAUAUUAGGCCUUUCGAUAUGGCAGCUGAAGUAUCACUUGGCUCUGUGACGGUGGACGAUUUUGUCGACAAUCCACCAGCGGAAUUCAAGUCCAUCGUAUCUUCCGGCGAUGUUGAAGAUCGCCAACAAGAGAGGGACCUAGUUCGCGUGAAAUUCACCAGAGUUAAACGAGAAUCACCGGAAUUCAUGCCAAUAUAUGAAGGUAUAGAGACGAACGUUAAUGUCGCCGUUUCUACCAUCAAUCUCAUCGUGACCAGAAAGACGCUGCUCACUCUCUUAGAUUUUAUUCUAACCACGUUUACUAACAAUAAUGGCCCAAGCCCUCAACCGACAAGAAGGGUUAAGGGAAUUGACGAUGAAAAUAACGAAGUCGAAAUUGUCGAGCCGAUACCUAACUCGCAGCAGAAUGAAAGUGGUUCUAUUCGCGUCAAGGUGGAUCUCAAGAGUAUUCGCAUGAUCUUGAAUAACGACGGUAUUCGCUUGGCAACACUUUCGUUCAACCAUGCUGACGUCGGAGUUUUCCUGCUUGGAAAGACAAUGAGAGUGGCAGCCAAACUUGGUGAUCUUACACUAGUCGAUGAUGUUAACAUCGGUGCGUCAGAAGACUCGAGUUUCCGACAGCUCGUUACAAUCCAAGGUGAUGAACUUGCCGACUUCCGCUACGAAACAUUCGACUCGAGUAACAAGAAGGCCUACCCAGGAUAUGAUUCCUCUAUUUAUCUGCGCGCUGGGUCUAUUAAGGUCAACUUCCUCGAAGAGCCGUUUAGAAAGAUCAUUGAGUUUCUGGUCAAAUUCGGCAAGAUGCAAGCUAUCUACAAUGCUGCACGCCAAGCAGCCGCGAACCAGGCCCAACAAUUACAGCAGAGCACUAGCAGAUUCAAGUUUGAUGUCAUCGUCAAUACUCCUAUCAUUGUUUUCCCUCAUGCCCUCUCUCCGGAUCGACCAAAGCGAGACUUGAUCACAGCUUACCUGGGAGAGAUCUAUGCCCAGAACAAAUUUGCGCCGCUGGAUGACUCUGAAGAUUCGGAGAUUGCCAUGAAGCUGUCUGCAGGGAUCAGAAACAUCAGAUUAACAUCGUCGUUCCAUUACCCCCAUGAACAAUCUGAGGAACUUGAAAUGAUUGAUCAUGUAGAUCUUGGCUUUAAUAUCACUUACGCUGAACAUAAAGAGGGAUGGAAGCGGCCGGAUAUGGAAAUUGAAGGCAGCAUGACCGACUUCAAUCUGAGAAUCACCCAAUACCAACUCAACUUCCUCUUAGCAAUUUCUAAAUCCGUCCCGGCUGCUUUCGCGACAGACGCCAAUGCACGAGGAGAAGAAGCUGAACGGGAUGUUGACGAGGGCACAUUACGACGAGCUAAGACGAUGUCGUCCACUACAAGUGGGGGUGAUGGCCAGCUCAUCGACCUUUCUCCCGAGUUAGGCUCUAGGGAAAAUACAUGGACCAAGCUUGACCUCGUAUUCAAUAUACACAAGAUUGGUCUUGAGCUCAUCAACGCUUAUGAAGAUAAACCCGUCGACAAUAUGGAUGCCGCCAGUUUGUCACGAUUUUCUCUAGAUGAUAGCAAGCUCAAAACUCGAAUGCUGGCCGACAACUCGCUCGAAGCCGAGUUCGUGAUACAGUCAUUUACUAUACAUGACAGCCGCACUCGCGAAGGAAGCAAGUACAGAAGGAUCAUGACAUCCUCUAACAAGACCGUCCAGCAGUUUAUGGCGAGUGUCUCUAUGUCCGGCGGUGAAGAGCGAAAUGUAAUCGCGGUAGUCGCUAUUGACAGUCCUAGGAUUAUAUUUGCUUUGGACUAUCUUUUUGCCAUUCAAAAAUUCGUUAUGGCUGGCUUGAAAGCUGAUGAGCCUCCUGCGGCUGUUUUGGAAAGCCCUAUAGAGACCCCUGAUAUUUCUGAUGCCGAGUCAAUGAAUGUUCAGUGGACUGGGAAACAGUCUCAGAGGAGCGCACAGGCGCCUCAGUCGCCUCAAUCAGAAGAGCCCCCUAAGAAGGAUGAGGAGUCCAAGUUAAAUGUUGCUUUCCGCGUUAAUAUUGUUGAUUCGCAAGUCAUAUUAAUCGCCAAUCCCCUCAGUUCCAGCUCAGAGGCGAUUGUUCUGGGUACCAAGCAAGUCUUGCUGUCGCAGCAGCACUCAUUAACCUUCCAAGUUUCACAAGUCGGUAUGUUCCUGUGUCGCAUGGAUAAAUUUGACGAGACGAGGCUCCGCAUCCUCGACGACUUCUCUAUCCAGCUAUCAAUGGACAGUUCCCAGCCAAAUCGAUCAAGCAUCCAUGUCGACAUCGAUCCAUUAAUUCUCCGCUUAUCACUUCGAGAUAUUCUCCUUGUUCUCCAGAUUAUUAGCAAAGCAUCCGAGCUCUCUGGGAAUGAUAAUAGUCGGCCUAAACCAAAAGUUAGUGCAUCAGACAGAAAAGCGAAACAAUUACGACAAGCUGGUAUUAAGGAGCGCACCGCAAGUGGUCGCGGCCAAUCUACUAUUGCGGGCAACAAGAGUAGAACGGCCAAGACUCCGGGUACAAUAGCCACUGGAAGAUCUGGGAAGGGCCAAUCCCACGAACCCCAUGAUCUCAGCAAAACCCCAAAGCGCCACGAGGAGCUAACCGCCACAAUUGACGGAGUUCGCGUAAUACUUAUCGGCGACGUACACGAGUUGCCAAUCCUGGAUCUGAGUGUCAAGAAUUUUACCGCAUCUGCAGCUGAUUGGUCGAGCACCCUCAAAGCCGAGACUGCCAUUGAUAUGUACAUAAACGUGUACAACUUCGCUAAGUCUGCUUGGGAGCCGCUACUAGAGCCUUGGCAAGUUGGCCUAGGUGUUGCUAAGCAGCAAGAGAGUGGAAUGCUUUCGGUCGACGUUUCAUCUAAGAGGACAUUUGAUGUUACGGUAACAACUGCAACGAUUGCCUUAGCAUCCAAGUCCUUUGACUUCUUAACAAGAGAUGAAGAUGUCUUGGGUAAACCUCGUGGGGUUGAAGCCCCAUACAAGAUUCGAAACUACACCGGCUUCGAUGUCUCAGUUCAGGCUAAGAGCCAGAGUAAUGAGAACAUCUCCCUCAAGUUGCAAGACGGCGAAGAAGGACCAUGGAGUUUCGAGCAUUGGGAGAAGAUGCGAGAGAAUAUUAUGUCGGAAACCAAUGCGACGAGUAGUGUUGCUGUUUUGAUCGAGGGAAGUGGUUUCGAUACAGUCAAAAAUAUUCGACUCAAUCGUGAGGGAGAGUUCUUAUAUAGUCUGCGACCGAAGACGGACAACACUCUCCAUCGACUACUCGUCGAAAUCAAACUGGGCUCAGACAAUAUCAAAUACGUAACCCUUCGUUCGCCCCUUGUAGUCGAAAAUGAGACGCAAAUACCGGUAGAGCUAGGUGUGUACGACGUCCAAGAGGGUCACCUACUUAAGAUCGAAAAGAUCGCGCCUGGAGAAAGCCGACCGGCUCCAGUGGCAGCUGCGUUCGUCAAAUCUCUAUUGGUACGACCGGAUUCGGGUUUUGGCUACUCGUGGUCGUCCGAACAUCUCUGGUGGAGAGAUCUACUUAAGAGACCGACGCGCACACUUGUGUGCAAGGGCGAAAAUAGUGAGCUGUUUUACUUCCAAAUGAAUACGAGUUUCGAUCGAGGCCACUUCUUAACAGGAAAAUAUCCAUAUAUGAAACUCAAGCUCUCUCCCCCAAUAGUCCUAGAGAAUCUACUACCUUACGACUUUAAAUACCGGAUCUAUGAUAAGAAUACGAAGCGAGACUGGACGAACUUCCUCCGGAAGGGCGGUGUCAGCCCUGUCCAUGUUGUAGAGCUGUCGCAUCUCCUUUUGCUAAGUGUCGACAUGCAAGACACUGUAUUCAAACCUAGUGAAUUCGCUAUCAUCAACUCUGGCGCGCAGGAAGACUUCCGGAAAGAAUAUAAGCUCGUCUGUAAAGAUGGCGAGGAUCUUCCACUGAACCUCAAACUUCAUUACUUCAAAAUUCCGGAUGGCGGCGGCGCUUUUAAGGUUACUGUUUACAGUCCAUACGUCGUACUAAAUAAGACUGGCCUAGAAGUGAACGUCCGUGGCAAGCAAUUUCUACAGCAGCCAAGGAGAGCCGCCGGCCAAUCAGCUGUCGCUGACACCACGGAUCAAGAGCGGCCCAAAGCUUUGCCUUUCAUGUUCUCGUAUAGUAAUGAUGAUCAGCGCAACCGCGCUCUUCUAAAGAUUGGCGAAUCGGAAUGGAGUAAACCACAGAGUUUCGACGCUAUUGGAAGUACGAGUGAAGUCGCCUUACCAUCAUCUAGGAAGGAUUCCGAGAUCCAUGUAGGCAUUACUGUCGAACCUGGUGAUGGCAAGUACAAGUUGACGAAAGUCGUCACUCUUGCGCCUCGUUUCGUAGUCAAGAACAAGAUUGGCGAGGAGCUCGUCGUUAGAGAGUCCACUUCAUCUAAAACAAUGACGUUGAAGGCAGGUGCCCUUCAGCCUCUCCAUUGGCUUCAGAAGUCCGCAACAAAACAAAUAGCGUUGAGGUUCCCAGGAGUUGACGACCAGUGGACAUCACCCAUUAACAUCUCGGACCUUGGUACUGUUCACCUCAAGAUUGCAAAGGCCGGACAGCGACAACGACUCAUUCGGGUUGAGAUUCUAAUGGAGGAUGCGACAAUCUUCCUUCACCUUAGUAUGGAGAAGAAGAACUGGCCAUUCUCUAUGCGAAAUGAAAGCGACAUAGAAUUUACGUUCCAUCAAGCAAAUCCGAACGUAGAUGAAGAUGGUGUUGAAGAUCGUUCUGGAUGGAGACCGAUUAGGUAUCGUUUGCCUCCACGAAGCAUCAUGCCUUAUGCUUGGGACUUCCCGGCUGCCAAAUUCAAGGAAGUGGUCAUUAGCGCAUUUAACAAAGAACGACAUGUAAAACUCGCAGAGAUCGGUAACCAAGUACCAAUGAAGUUUGUCAGUAGUUCUGGCACACAGAAGAUCAUCGACAUCAACGUCGCAGCUGAUGGCCCAACUCAAACAUUGAUUCUAUCCAACUUCAAACCAAGCAGGAGCUUGUAUCGCCAAAGGACACAGACGGGUUCAAGCACCAGCAGCACUAGUGGCUUUGAAGUCAAGAGUCAAGACACUGGCACAACGUUCCAGGCACAACUGAGACUUUCUGGCAUUGGUAUCUCGCUCAUCAACCAACAGCUCAAGGAAUUAGCGUAUAUCACAUUCAGGGAUAUUAGCCUCCGCUAUAAUGAGUCCGCCCUAUACCAAACAAUUAGUACCUCCAUUAAAUGGAUCCAGAUCGACAAUCAACUAUACGGUGGCCUCUUCCCAAUGAUACUUUACCCCAGUGUGGUACCCAAACAGGCACAGGAGACAGAACUCCAUCCCUCGCUACAUGCUAUGGUUACUAGAGUCAAGGACGACUCAUAUGGUGUUCUUUAUGUCAAAUACGCCACCAUUUUACUCCAGCAAAUGACUGUUGACCUUGACGAAGAUUUCAUUUACGCCGUGCUAGAUUUCUCGAAGAUUCCCGGUGCUUUUGAAUCCGAAAUUAAUGAAGGAAAGCUUUGCGAUGAAGGCUUGGAUAUCCCGGAGCCUAAACAGGAACAAUCGGGCCAGGAUAUCUACUUCGAGGCCCUGAACAUACAACCGAUGCAAUUGGACCUAUCUUUCAUGCGCACUGAGCGUGUCAAUGUCGAAGACAAGACCUCUUCUCGCAAUCCCAUCAUGUUCUUCGUCAACGUGAUGACUAUGGCUAUCGGGAACGUCAACGAUGCUCCGAUCCGAUUGAAUGCUUUGUUGUUAGAGAACGCUCGGGUCUCUAUCCCCGUCCUCACUCAAAACAUCUCGAAUCACUACAGCCAAGAGGUCCUUUACCAGGUCCAUAAGAUCAUUGGCAGCGCCGAUUUCCUUGGGAAUCCGGUCGGUUUAUUCAACAGCAUCAGCAGUGGUAUUACUGAUGUCUUCUAUGAACCAUACCAAGGUCUCAUUAUGUCCGACAAGCCCGAGGAUCUCGGAUUAGGUAUCGCGAAAGGAGCUGCUAGCUUCGUCAAAAAGUCCGUCUAUGGUUUCUCAGAUUCAUUUUCUAAGGUCACUGGUAGUUUUGGUAAGGGUUUAGCAGCUGCAACUCUAGACAAGCAAUUUCAGGAUCGCCGUCGAAUUACGCGAGCUCGUAACCGGCCAAAGCAUGCCUUGUUUGGUGUUACAGCAGGUGCAAAUUCUUUCUUCACGUCGGUUGCAUCGGGUAUCGGUGGCGUCGCGCGCAAACCGCUCGAAGGGGCAGAACAAGAAGGCGCAGUUGGAUUCUUCAAGGGUGUUGGUAAAGGCUUUAUAGGUUUGGCGACUAAGCCCGCCGUGGGUGUGUUUGAUCUUGCAUCCAACGUGUCUGAGGGUAUUCGUAACACUACGACUGUCUUUGAUGGUUCGGAACUGGAUCGCGUCCGGCUCACGCGAUUUGUGCCCGCCGAUGGCAUUGUACGACCCUACAACCAACGUGAAGCGCUAGGCCAAUCUUGGCUCAAACAAGUCGAUAACGGAAAGUAUUUCAACGAGGGCUAUAUCGCACAUCUAGAAUUGCCCAGGGAAGAUAUGGUGGUUAUAGUUACAUUCAGUCGAAUCCUUCUAAUUAGGAGUAAGAGGUUGACUACAGAGUGGGAUAUCCCGCUCAAGGACGUCCAGACAAUAACGAAAGAGCGCACGGGCCUUAGUAUUGUCCUGCGAGGCGGUACCAAUGGACCGUUCAUCCCCGUUGGCGAAGAAAGUGGCCGCGCUUUCUUGUAUCGUAUGGUGGCGGUUGCUGUUGAGGAAUUCAACCGGAGGUUCAAGGGCUUGGAAUGA